UUUCGCGCGACCGCGGGGACCGCGUCCGGGUCAAUUUUGAAGGUCGUGCUCUUGGUGGAGGGUGGAGGGUUGAUGCUGGAUCGAAAGUUGCGUAGAUACUCGGGCUUUGGAGCAAAGGAUCAACAGGACACAGGGAAGCUAAAAGGGAUUGUGCGCGUCAGCUGAGAAGCAUGUCUGCAUCCCUGGCGGCGGUCGGAGCCACCGGCUACGGCCUGCCCGCCUCCCAUGCAUACAGCAGGGCCCCGAGAAAGCCAGUGCAAAGCCUGCUUGGUGGCCAUGCUUGCAUCAGCCAUGCGCAUGUUGGGGGGUAUCAGAACAAGCAGCAGACGUUGUUGAAAGUCACGAAAUUGGCCCCCCAUCAGCAUGCGGCGCCCGCCGCCAGCUGUCAGGACCCCCUUCGAAGGAGUGCGCAUAGGGAAGCUUUUGGUAGCUCUGCCCACCAGCUUCAAAUCUCUAGUCCAGGCUGGAACAAAUUUGAUCUGAGCACUCUCUCUUCUUGGCACUGUCUUGGUGGCACCACCAGAGGUUUUCUGCCCAGAACUUCACCCCCGUCACUCCCCACCACUGCAAACCGCCGGUGCAUCGUAGCUGCCCGGAAAGACCGGCGAUGGCCCCCCUGGGGAAGGGAUCGAAGGGACCGGUCCAGCAGCACUCUAGUUUUUGCCCUCGGUCUAGUUGGUCUCGUCGUGCCCGUGCUUCUGUCAAGCGCGGGCGUAGUUGCAGCUGCAUUCACGAUCCCAACAAUUGCUGUAAGCGUAGGCGCCGUUGCAGCGCUAUCAGCCCUUACGGCGGUCUUGGCGAUUGUUGGCCCGCUGCUCCUCUUCUUUGUCCCCGUGUUUGGUUUGCCCCUUGCUUUACUCUCAGGGUUUGGAUUUUGGGGCUUCGGGGGGGUGGUUCGGACUGUUUUGGACAUCGUGCUCACGCUCACAAUCACAAGCAACUUUGUGGGGGCGUUAGUGAGCCGGGCGCAGAGGAAACAAGCGGCAGAGUCCGAAGAAGAAGAGAAACUCUCGCUUGGAGAACAACUGAAGCGGAUGGCCUUAGCGGAAGUCGAGAGGGGCUUGCGAGACAUGAGGAGUAAUCUCCCUUCUGAGAUGGGGCAGAAGAAGGCUCAGAAGCCCGUCAAAAAAGAGAGUGCAGAGGACUUAGCGGUGAGGAGGGCGAACGAGGCAAAUGAGGCAUUGAGAGAGGUGGCGAACGUCGCUUGGUGGGGGCCCACAGUCCUCAGUUUGGUGCCAGGGCUCAAUGGGCUGGCCUGGUUUGCGGCAACGGAUGCUUUCCCAACAGCUGUGCAAGGUACCCGCCGCGGCGCCUUCAUCCGCAAUGCCCUCAUCUACGGCGCUCCUGCACUGCUGUACCUCUUGUCAGCCCCGUUCCAGGGGGUAUCAGUCCUGGGGUAUUUGAGGGGUGAGGCAUGGUGGCUGUCGCUCGUGUUUGGGCUGGUGCACCUGCAACUAGAGCGGAAGGACAUGGUCGAGGAGGCACGCACGCGUGCGCGAGAAAGCGCACUCCCGGAGCCCGACGAGCUGGAGCGCGCGUCGAAAGAGUUGAUGGAGUUCGACGCUCAGUUGUCGCGUGUGGCGUGGUCGAGCGAAACGCCGUCGAAGUGGACGGAAGCGAACGUCGGGGAGUGGCUGCGCGCCGAGGGGCUCGGUCGCUUGGUGGGCGCUUUCGCCGAGCAACACAUUGACGGCUCGGUGCUUCUGACACUCAAAGGCGACGAAUUGCGGGACGAGCUGGGUAUCACCAGCUUGGGCGACCGAAAGAGAAUUUUGGCGGCAAUCGAGCGGCUGCAAGCCAAGGAUAAGGAGUGGGCCGCUCGGGUUGUGCAAGAGCUGGAUACGUGACAGUAAUAGCUGUAUCAUAGAUGUUCACUCUCACUUUGAUUCAUUAGGCGGGCCUCUUUGUUUGGAUCCCCUUGUAUACUUUGACGCAAAGCUCAUCAUAGCAUGCCGGUCAAUGUACGUACGUACGAGAUCAACCCUUUGUACCCAAACAACGCUGGACACGAUCGAUCAACUGAUAUCGUUAUGCAACCUUGCUUCCAACAACCGAACAGAAGAACAGGCAUGGUCCCCUCCAUUUCAGUAGCCCCUCCAUUCGUAC
This is a messenger RNA of Klebsormidium nitens, 2106 nucleotides long. Lineage: Eukaryota; Viridiplantae; Streptophyta; Klebsormidiophyceae; Klebsormidiales; Klebsormidiaceae. The record is from the annotation of a GenBank genome assembly.